Molecule: messenger RNA, 1206 nt
Organism: Cladophialophora immunda
Lineage: Eukaryota; Fungi; Ascomycota; Eurotiomycetes; Chaetothyriales; Herpotrichiellaceae
Exons: 2
Coding region: 55-957 (300 amino acids)
Biological process (GO): regulation of transcription by RNA polymerase II; chromatin remodeling
Cellular component (GO): NuA4 histone acetyltransferase complex
Molecular function (GO): histone binding
Source: RefSeq, a predicted model, not a curated record
CUCGUCUCAUCUCGGCGAACUCGCCCUGGCAUAUUCUGUCCAACGGUUCACACAAUGAAGCGGAAGUUCUCUGCCGAGGAACAAUCUUCUUCUUCCCAGGUUCCCAUUGAUGUGGAAGGCGAUAACGCCUCCCCUCCCGAGGAAGAGACGGUUGACCCCGAUGAUCUCUGUCCCAUCUGCCAUUCACUCAUCCACAAGCCGGUCCGAACCAGAUGUAACCAUACUCUUUGCCAGUCCUGUAUGGCCCUGUGGGCGGAUGUGUCAGUUACGUCCCAAUUGACCGCCGUUGGACUCGACGAUGAGGUGGCGGUCAUGCUACCUCACGAGAUCGAAACGCGUUGUCCCAUGUGUCGAACAUUUACCAUUUCGACCUUGGACCCCACCAGAGAAAGAGCCCUUCAGCGAUUAUAUCCCAUCUCCUACCAGGCACGUGAAGCCGAAUCCCAAACAGCCGAGGAAGAUGGUUCUGCCUCAACCAUUGAGACGCUAACCGUUCACAUCGGAAACGAACACACAGAAAUCAGAGCUGAGCAGGGGUCUAACAACAAGCAUCAUUGGAAGUUCUUCAUCCGACCGUCAAGAACCGACCUGAUUGAAGAGGUCCAAGUCUUUCUGCAUCCUACAUUCAGAAAUCCGAUAGUCGUCAUUGAAUGGCCACCAUACGAGAUCAGACGACUCGGAUGGGGCUACUUCACCAUUUACGCCAAUAUCAUCUUGAAGCCUGGCUACAGCUGGCUGAGUCCUGAGGCGGAAGGUACGCGGGACGGUGCGCCAAAGGGCAAGUUACCGCUGGAAUGGACGCUGGAUUUCAAUGGCCGUGGAUCACAAGCACGGAUCAGACUCAAAGUCAGAAAGGAGAAAGAAGGCCAAGAGGCGGAAUUGGACGUUCAAAGAGAACGUGUACGCAGAUCUUACGCCCGACAGCGAGAGACGGAUCCUGAUUGGGAAGAUACGUGAGUGAUCAAGUCAAGAGGUUGGAAAGAACAGGGCUAUGGCCCAUUCCGUUGUUUCCUGUGUUAGGACAAUGCACCUUCAAGCGGUAACAGCUGGACAAAGACGGCGGCUUCUUGUCUCUGACGGGGUUUGUCAAGAGCCUUAUUCUCCUUCAUUGUCUCUUUAUCCAACAUUGUCACCUUUAUCUACUGCAUUGCCUUUUUGUGUUAUAUCCACGGGAUGGCUGGCUUUUAUAUAUUUAAAUCGACACUC